AUGGAUGGAUUAUAUGGAUUUGAUCCAUGUAGUCCUGGUUAUGUAAUUACAUAUCUCAACACACAUGAAGUGCAAAGAGCUCUUCAUGCAAAUGUGACAAGCUUACCAUUUGUGUGGGAUAUGUGCAGUGGAGAUGUGGAUUUAGUAGUCCCAAUGACUGGUACAAGAUAUUCUAUUAAUGCAUUAAAGCUUUCAAUUGAGACAAAAUGGUAUCCAUGGAUGAAUGGAGAUAUUGAUGUUGGAGGUUAUAGUGUGAUUUACAAAGGCUUGAUUUUUGCAACUAACAAGGCCGCUGCCGUCCUUUUGCAUUGUUUGCUCCGCAUCGACAUAGCCUGCAAGCUGUUCAAUCUCAAUUGUUCAUUCAGGCCAGCCUUAAAUCACAUACAUAACAUUUUAAAUCUAGAGAAUGUCAAUCAAUUUCUCUUGCUGCUCAGCCCAUCUGAGUUUCAUCAUCCAUUCAAAAUGAAAAAUAUCAUAACCCUCCUCUUAAUCUUUCCUUUCGCGCUAUUGGUCGAUCCUUCUCACCAGCGCAGUCAGCAGCAAGUUCUCUCAGAAUUUUUGGAAAGGAAGAGAUCUGCUGUGGAAAGCCCAACUCAUGAAUGGACGGCUCCUUCUGUUAACUUCGAUCACAUUUAUCCUCAAGACGGAUUGCAGGAGAAUGACAAGAUAACUUCUCUGCCCGGUCAGCCAUCAAAUGUAACGUUUGCACAGUAUUCGGGAUAUGUUACAGUAGAUGCACAGGCGGGCAGAGCUCUGUUCUACUAUUUUGCAGAGGCAACACAAGACCCAACUACUAAACCUCUCCUCCUCUGGCUCAAUGGAGGGCCAGGAUGCUCAUCGUUUGGAGUGGGAGCAAUGACUGAGCUUGGACCCUUCCGCGUUCAGCCUGAUAACGCCACUCUUUCUAGUAAUCCCUAUGCGUGGAACCAAGUGGCGAACACCUUGUUUUUGGAAUCACCUGCCGGGGUUGGGUUUUCAUACUCAAAUACCAGUGAUGAUUAUAAAAAUGGCACUGAUGAAAACACUGCUGUGGAUUCGUACACGUUUCUACUGAAUUGGUUUGAAAGGUUUCCACAAUAUAAGAACAGAGAAUUCUAUAUUGCAGGGGAAAGCUACGCUGGUUUUUAUAUACCUGAAUUGGCUGAUACAAUACUUAAGAACAACUACUCACGGACAUCUUUUCUUAAUCUCAAGGGAGUUAUGAUUGGGAAUGGUUUAAUGAAUGACGAGACAGAUGAUUGUGGGGUGGUAGAUUAUGCAUGGUCACAUGCUUUGAUGUCAGAUGAAGAAUAUGAAUAUAAACGAUGCAAGGGAUCUAAUUCAAGCUUUCGAUCUAAUAGCGACACAUUCCACUUCAAAUUUAAGUUAACUAAAGUGAUAAACCCAUAUAAUAUAUAUGCACCACUUUGCCCAUCCCAUCCAGAUCCCAUAUGGACAUUGUCUACUACGACUGGUGUUAUGUCUAUGGAAGGAUUAUAUGGAUUUGAUCCAUGUAGUCCUAGUUAUGUACUUACAUAUCUCAACACACAUGAAGUGCAAAGAGCUCUUCAUGCAAAUGUGACAAGCUUACCAUUUGCAUGGGAUAUGUGUAGUGAUGUACUAUGGUAUGGUACCUAUGCAACCACUAUGCUCCCAAUCUAUCGAAGAAUGAUUGCAUCGGGAGUGAGAAUACUAGUAUACAGUGGAGAUGUAGAUUCAAUAGUCCCAGUGACUGGUACAAGAUAUUCCAUUAAUGCAUUAAAUCUCCCAAUAGAGACAAAAUGGUAUCCAUGGAUGAAUGGAGAUAUUGAUGUUGGGGGUUAUAGUGUGAUUUACAAAGGCUUGAUUUUUGCAACUGUAAGAGGAGCAGGACAUCAAGUACCUAGCUAUCAACCAUCUAGAGCCUUAACAAUGACCAAAUCCUUUUUAGCUGGCCAACCUCUACCAUCAUAG
Messenger RNA from Cryptomeria japonica (Japanese cedar), 1932 nucleotides. RefSeq names its product serine carboxypeptidase 24-like. The transcript is spliced from 11 exons. The record is from RefSeq and is a predicted model, not a curated record. Gene Ontology annotation, biological process: proteolysis. Lineage: Eukaryota; Viridiplantae; Streptophyta; Pinopsida; Cupressales; Cupressaceae. Gene Ontology annotation, molecular function: serine-type carboxypeptidase activity. The coding region runs from base 1 to 1932 and encodes 643 amino acids. Gene Ontology annotation, cellular component: vacuole.